AUGUUUUUUGUCUUUUUAAUAGCAAAAAUAUACUUAAUUAAAUCUUAGAAUUGCUAUCCAUUUGAUGAAAAAAUCAUUCUGGGAGAUUAUUAUUAUUCUAAAAUUGAGGGUUAGACAAUGGUUAUACUUUAAUAUAAAUCGUAUGUAUUAUUGAUAUAUUAAAAAUAGGAAGAGUGUUAAAUAUAUUCUCAGAUUAAUAAAUUAAAAUUGAGAUUUGAAUCAAUAUUUAUUGAAAAUCUCAUUUAUGUUUACACAACCAAUAUCUAUUAGAACUAAUCAUUAUAAUUUAACAAAGAUUAUAAUAUCAAAUUGGGUUAAAAAUCUUUAAUUUUGAGAUUACCUUUAAAAAAUGGAAAUCAACCAUUUUCUAUAUUAAACCAUUUUAGAGAUUUAUAAAUAUUGAUUUAAAACUCAUCUCUAAGAUUUGAAACAUAGAAAUUAGAUGUGAGUAGUGUUUAGAUUGAAUCAAUAGCAUUAAUUAUAAUAAAUUAUUGUAAUAUAAGUUAGAUAAUAUAACAUUUGUAGAUCAAUCUAGAUUUUUGUUGGUUUUGA
This is a messenger RNA of Paramecium primaurelia, 552 nucleotides long. The record is from the annotation of a GenBank genome assembly. NCBI's taxonomy places the organism in Eukaryota, Ciliophora, Oligohymenophorea, Peniculida, Parameciidae.